CUCUCGGAAGUCUCUGGAAACCUUACUCCGUUAAAACCCUCUCUUUCUUUUCCUCCUAUCAACCAGCACAAGGGUUUCCGAAACCAUUUAUCGUUUUUCCCGCGUUACCAAUCCCGGAAAACAAAAACCCAAACCCCAUUUUUCGUUGGAGUUCGUCUACUUUGGUUUUUUUGAUCGGCCAUGGACGAGGAUUUCGACCUUCCAGCGGCGGAGGAGAUGGGUCUUCCAGGAGAGAGCACGAUUCUGAAAGUAGGAGAAGAGAGGGAGAUUGGAAAGGAAGGAUUGAAGAAGAAGCUUCUCAAGGAAGGAGAAGGAUGGGAUACGCCCGAGAAUGGAGACGAAGUCGAAGUUCAUUAUACUGGAACAUUGCUUGAUGGGACCCAGUUCGAUUCGAGCCGAGAUAGGGGGUCGCCGUUCAAGUUCAAGCUCGGUCAAGGCCAAGUGAUCAAGGGAUGGGAUCAAGGAAUCAAGACAAUGAAGAAGGGUGAGAAUGCCAUCUUCACCAUUCCUCCUGAACUGGCCUAUGGCGAGGCAGGCUCUCCACCAACCAUUCCUCCCAAUGCCACGCUCCAAUUUGAUGUCGAGCUGCUCUCAUGGUCCAGUGUCAAGGACAUUUGCAAAGAUGGAGGCAUCUUCAAGAAGAUUCUCAAAGAGGGAGAGAAAUGGGAGAACCCAAAAGACCUCGACGAAGUCUUUGUGAAAUAUGAAGCUAGGCUCGAAGAUGGAACUGUCUUCUCCAAAUCUGAGGAAGGAGUGGAGUUCACUGUUAAAGAUGGGUAUUUUUGUGCUGCACUUUUGAGAGCUGUGAAAACGAUGAAAAAGGGAGAAAAGGCGCUUCUCACUGUGAAGCCCCAAUAUGCAUUUGGGGAGAAGGGUAGACCAGCUUCUGGCAAUGAAGGUGCGGUUCUGCCCAAUACAAGUCUUCACAUUGAACUCGAGCUGGUUUCUUGGAAGACAGUCACAGAGGUUACACCUGAUAAGAAGGUCUUGAAGAAGAUCCUCAAGGAAGGAGAGAACUAUGAGCGCCCAAACGACGGAGCUGUUGUCACAGUGAAACUGAUUGGGAAGCUGCAAGAUGGAACUGUGUUCCUUAAAAAGGGCCAUGAUGAGGAGGAGCCAUUUGAGUUCAAGACGGAUGAAGAGCAAGUUAUCGAAGGACUCGAUAGAGCAGUGAUGACGAUGAAGAAGGGGGAGGUUGCAUUGGUGACAAUUGCACCAGAAUACGCUUUCUCUUCAACCGAAUCAAAGCAAGAAUUGGCUGUGGUUCCCCCACAUUCCACUUUAUGUUACGAGGUUGAGCUUGUCUCCUUUGUGAAGGAGAAAGAAUCAUGGGAUAUGAACAAUGAGGAGAAGAUUGAAGCCGCUGGUAAAAAGAAGGAAGAAGGAAAUGCUUUGUUCAAAGCGGGUAAAUAUGCGAGGGCUUCCAAGAGAUACGAGAAGGCUGCGAAGUUAGUUGAACAUGACAGUGCAUUUAGUGAAGAGGAGAAGAAACAGUCCAAAGUGCUGAAGCUCAGCUGCAACCUUAACAAUGCUGCCUGCAAGCUGAAGCUUAAAGACUACAAACAGGCAGAGAAACUGUGCACUAAGGUGUUGGAGAUUGAGAGCAGAAAUGUCAAGGCUCUCUAUAGAAGGGCCCAAGCAUAUAUCCAGCUGGCCGACCUUGAUUUGGCUGAGCUUGAUAUCAAGAAGGCUCUUGAAAUUGAUCCUGACAACAGGGAUGUGAAGCUGGAGUACAAGACAUUGAAGGAGAAGUUGAAAGAGUAUAACAAAAAGGAGGCGAAGUUCUACGGAAACAUGUUUGCUAGAAUGAACAAAUUAGAGCAGCUAGAAUCAGCUAGAAUCCAAUAAAUCUGGAGGCCAGGCCACGGAGCCGGUGGGCAUUGACAGUGCAGCUUAAGCCUUGGAAGUCGGUUGAGAAGAAUGUGUGUGUGUGUGUGUGUGAGAGAGAGAGAGAGAGAGAGAGAGAGAGAGAGGCUCCAUUUUCUACGCCUGGAGGAAAGUCCAUUAAAGGGAUUUAAUUUGAUCGUUGUCUAAGAACCAGUAUUUUAACACCUGUAGGGAAUAAUACAUUUUAUACAACUGAAGAAUGAGGUUUGUGGCUGUAGUUUCUCUCAUUGGAUUGGUGUGUGAAUUAAAUCAUUUUGAAGUUUGUACUC
Messenger RNA from Magnolia sinica, 2156 nucleotides. RefSeq names its product 70 kDa peptidyl-prolyl isomerase-like. The record is from RefSeq and is a predicted model, not a curated record. Gene Ontology annotation, biological process: protein peptidyl-prolyl isomerization. NCBI's taxonomy places the organism in Eukaryota, Viridiplantae, Streptophyta, Magnoliopsida, Magnoliales, Magnoliaceae. The transcript has 13 exons. Gene Ontology annotation, molecular function: protein binding; peptidyl-prolyl cis-trans isomerase activity. Gene Ontology annotation, cellular component: cytoplasm. Bases 181 to 1848 code for a protein of 555 amino acids.